AUGAGUCAAAUAUUAACUUAAAAAUAAUCAUAAUAAUAAGAAUAAGCACUAAUUCAAUAUUAUAUUUACCAAGACUUACAAAACUUAAUAAAUUUAAUAUAAUCAAGAAAAGCUGUACUUGAUUAUUUUUAGAAUGAUUUAAAUCAUCCAAUGGUUACCUCGAGUAAUAAUAAAAUACUUUUGUAAUUAAAUUUAUCAAAUGGAAUACAUUUUGAUUAAUAAAAAUAAUAUUCUAAAGAUAAAACCCUAACUGACUUUUUGAAAGAGUAAAGGAAGAAAGCUUAUGAAAUACUUAAAUAAGUUAUUGACAAUAAAGAUAAUUUAAUAAACAAAGGAGAUUCAUUAUAUUAAUCAUUAUAAACAUACAAAAGUAAGUAUUAAAAUUCCUAAUUUGGAUUGAAUGAAGAAUAUUAGUUACAACCAACUUAGUAAGAUAAUAAAUUUGACCAAAAUGUAUUAUCGAAAAUUAUUUCAUCAAUCCAAACUGUUGAUUUUGAUAUCAAUUAAAUCUAAGGUUAUUUUCCUGUUCCAAGUUAAAAAGAAAUAUUAUAAAAGGCCAAGUAUAAACUGUAUUUUAACUUAGUGAUUAUCAAAACAAAGCUAAAUAGAAGUUGAUUGAAAAUUUUCCAAAAAAUGGAAAAACUAAGAGUUAAAAUGGGAAAACUGAAUUUUAAAAUCCAGUUUUUAUUGAAGAAGAGAUGUAAAAAAAAGAAAAUGAUAAACACAGAAAAGCAGAAUUAAUUAACUUUUUAUUACUAUAAGGAUAUUUUAAUGAAAAGAAAAUUCAAUAUAAUUGUUACAAUUUAGUCUAAGAAUAAUUUAAUUAAAUAAAAGACUUAUUAAUUACUAGUAUUCAAUAAACCCCAGAACUACAAUUUGCUAAAUAAUUGUAUAAAGACAACAAUAAAUUAGAGGACGAAUUUAAAUUGUUUUUCUUUUUAGAAUUAUUUUAAGAAUACUAAGAAUGUUCUCGAACAAUUUAGGAUAAGGAGAAAAUUAAAAUAUUUAGAAAUUCUAUAAACGAUACCAAAGACAAAGCAAAUCAUAAGCAAUUCUUUUGUUAUUUAAAGAAGUGUGAAAAUUUUAUUCUUUAAUAGAACAAUCAUAAUUUACCUGAAGAAAAACAUUUUGAUUAAUUAUUUGAAAUAUUUUGUUAGUAUAUUUAUUGA
Molecule: messenger RNA, 1169 nt
Organism: Paramecium pentaurelia
Lineage: Eukaryota; Ciliophora; Oligohymenophorea; Peniculida; Parameciidae
Source: the annotation of a GenBank genome assembly